AUGACCGCCGCUGCCAUUAAAACUAGGGUCGGAUUCCUGGGGCUGGGGAUGAUGGGCACUCCUAUGGCCAGCCGGCUUGCCAGCAACAACCCGCUCACAGUCUGGAACAGAUCAGCUCUUCAAUCAAAAUACGAGCCCUUGAAGCAACUAGGGGCCAGUAUUGGACACACGCCAGCUCAUGUUAUAAAUCAGUCCGAUGUCACCUUCGUGAUGCUAUUCGACGGUGCUGCCAUCAAAUCCAUCCUGACCGAUGACUUCAAGGAGGCUCUGCGCGGCAAGAUGUUGAUCAAUACCAGCUCUGUUACUGUUGAGUGCAGUCAGUACCUCGACAAGGUUGUUCGCGAUGCGGGCGGGGAGUUUCUUGAGAUGCCAGUGAGCGGCAGCAAAGUACCGGCGGAGCAGGGCAAGCUCGUGGGCUUGAUGGCAGGAGACCAAGAGCUCGCCGAGCGUGUUAAGCCGCUGGUUGAGCCGCUGACAACCGUCUCUGUGUAUUGUGGCCCGAUCGGGUCCGGGUUGAAGAUGAAGUACGCCCUCAAUCUUUACCUCACUACGAUGAAUGCCGGGCUUGCCGAGUCGAUGAAUCUCGCACGGGCUCAAGGCCUAAAUCUCGAAGCAUUUGUCACAGCUCUUGAUGCAGGCCCCAUGGCUUCAGCAUAUUCGAAAAUUAAGACGACCAAGAUGCUCCACCAGGACUGGUCUCCUCAAGCCUCGGCCAGAGAUUGCUACAAUAGCACACAGCUUAUUCGAGCUGCGAUCGAAGAGGCAAAUACUCAAUCUCCCCUAGCCCUCCUCUCCGCGUCGCUGUAUCGUAAGGCCAUAGAGUCUGGUUGGGGGGAAGAAGAUAUGAUAUCUGUUUACAAAGUGCUUCAGCAGCCCGUUGAAGGGAAUAUAGAAGCUGGGACAAGGUGCAAUUCUACCAAUGAUCCAUAG
Messenger RNA from Clonostachys rhizophaga, 930 nucleotides. The record is from the annotation of a GenBank genome assembly. NCBI's taxonomy places the organism in Eukaryota, Fungi, Ascomycota, Sordariomycetes, Hypocreales, Bionectriaceae.